This is a messenger RNA of Bradysia coprophila, 3545 nucleotides long. RefSeq lists its product as uncharacterized. Lineage: Eukaryota; Metazoa; Arthropoda; Insecta; Diptera; Sciaridae. Gene Ontology annotation, biological process: tRNA methylation. Gene Ontology annotation, cellular component: cytosol. The record is from RefSeq and is a predicted model, not a curated record.
AAAUGUCAAAAUCAAGAGUACACAUGGUGUACGAAUAUUGUUUACAAUAUGUUAAGAGCUCGAUUCAUCGACUGAAAUUUAACUGCAGUGCAUUCAUUACUUAAAAAUGUCUUAAUUACUCAGUUACACGACUCUAUCAUUUAGACUAUUGGUUUUGUACUCGAAAAUGAACACCGACGUAGACGAUCCAGUUAAGAUAAUUCAGAUAAGCUUGACCGACAACCUCGAGUAUAUUAGGACAAUUUUGGAACCCAACAAUCAACAAACCUACUUUGAGAAGCACAGAAAUGUCGCACCGGAACAGUUGCAAAUUCUUGGAACAGUAAUGCUCUUCUGUAGUUUGGAACAGAACUCUGAUUUGGUGUACGGUAGCUUAAAGCAUUUGAAUACACUACACAAAUUCUAUCCCGACAUACGUUUUCAUUACAACAAGCAGCUAGUUGAACAUCUCAGAUUCGAUUCAUGUGCCGACAAUUUUGCUGGUAAUUUCUUAACCACACUGUACUCGUGUGCUGAAUCCACAUUCAAUGGAGCCAGACAGGAGACGUUAGAAUUUUUCAAAUAUUGGAUUCAAGAUGAGAUUGUUGCAUUGGAUGUAUUUGGUGAAAUAUGCUACGGAUGGCCGUGGACCAAUCGGAACAAAUAUUACCUUCUGGCUAUUUUAUUCGAACGGCACAAUUUCUAUAAUUUGCUGAAGCGCCAUGACAUUGAUGCAACGUAUUUCGUGCGCGGUGUAGUGAUUUCGUUGCAGUAUCGGAAUCUGAUUGCUCCUGGACAAAGCCUGAUCGUUCAACUAGUGAAGUUAAACAUAGUGGAAACGUUCAACGUCAUUGCCGAUGUGCUGCGAUAUUCGACCGAUUUUGAAUUGUACAAUUGCGUUCAAUGGUUGCACUGUAUCUCCAAUUUGAAAUAUUUAUAUGAUCGACUCGAUCUGGCCAACGGCAAUAUCUUCACGGAUGCGAAAUUCGGCUAUUUAUUCGAAUCGAACAUGGAAAAGCUGGUCCUAUUCAGAAGAACGUUCAAAGUAUCCUUCGAAAAGCAUCCGAAAAUUGGUGAAAUUGAUAGAGUAAUUGUUUCGAAAUACCAGACGGUUCGGUUGGUUCAUCGAGCUGCAAUUUUUGAGGUGCUCAUAACGAAUACUAUGACUCGGUUGGAUGCCAUCGAAGAGAACUUAUGCCACUUGCAAAACUUUCUCAAAGACAACAUGAGUCACGAACAUUCGGCUCUCCGGCAGGACAUCAUGAAACUGUUACCGAAUCUAUUUUAUUUACUGACAUCAUUGCUCAGAUCAGCGACGGACGAACGCAAAAGCAAAAUCAAAUCAUUUUUCCAAUUUUUAAAAUUGCAAAUUUUCGAUAUCGGGAUAGGACAAGAACAGUACCAACCUUUGAUUUUCAGCCUUCGCUUGUACGCAAUUUUGAUGAAAUUAUUGUUCGGCUGUCGCCAAGACCGACUCAUCAAGGAGUUCAACGUUGAUAAGAACAAGCGAUUGCGAUCGUUUUUGAUUGACGAAAAUGUCUGGGAUCCAUGCUCAGCCGAACAUUGCAAUACCUUAAUCGAUUUGGUGCAGAGUGAAUUCGACGAUGUUCGCGACAUAUCAACUGAAUUGUUGGUUCGCUUUUUCCCAACAAAUGCCAUUGGAAACAGGUAUCAUGAACUGAUGACCAGCACCGACAUUCAACAAUGCAGGUACUCACAUCUGUUCGCAAGGAUUGCUAUGCAGAAUGAUGAGUCACAGUUGCAAUCAACUUUGAAGCAGUUUUUGAAUUCAAACGAAUCGGACUACAAUGAUCCGUUUCGGAAAGCUAACACCGGAAAUCAUCUUUUCGGUGCCGUUAACUGUCUCAAUGAAUUUUACUGUUUCCGCAAAGACAUGGCCAUGUCAGGCCAAAGGGAAAAAAAUUCCACUGCAAACACCAUGACUGAUAUCACUGCAGGUGAACGAAUUACGAAUCAUUUCCUGCUCUUGCUCAAAACUGCCUGUCCCGAUGAGGCGAAACACGGUUCCCCAAGUUUUGAGAAAAUGGAUGAAAGUUUGGAACUGCUGCUGUCCCGAUCAGCCCAACCUGUAACGGACCUUUACGAGGAUAAGAAAUUUUUGCUGCUAUCGCUUUGGUUGACUCUCAAGGCAUGCAGCGAAUUGGCUGCCAAUAUUAGUAGUUGCACUCUUGACGGUCUUCGCAAUUCUAGUGGAAGUGAUUACUCGUCGAAAGUCGAAAUACUCACGAAAUGUCUAAACAUCGCAUCGAAUGUGUUAUUACAUACCCGCCAUAAAGGAGCUAUCGAAGCAUCAGGUCUUUCGCUGGGCAAAAUCGUCAGGUCAAUAACAAUCAAUUGCGGUGCUGACACGCAAAUGUUCGACAUCGUUACAAGUUGUGUUGAGAAGAUAUUCAAUGUCAUCGACAAAACGGAUACCACACGCAGAGGAGCAGGUUUGUCAAUAAUGGUUCUACAUUUGGUCAAAAACGAUUGCAGUAAGGACAAGACGAUCGUUAAACACGUAAUGGGCAUUCUGUUGAGAAAGUAUGACCUGGCCGUUCAAUUGCAACAAGAACAUCAAAAUCGGGACAAUCUGCAGGCCAGCAUAUUGCACUUCUUUUGCGUUUUAUUCAAAGAUGGUGAUUUGAAAGCAACACUGUCCGGUUAUAUGGUCGACGUGUUUUCCAUCGCGAUAGCUAAGAUCGAGUCAAGCGAAUGGACAAUUAGAAACGCUGCACUUCAGCUAUUCGGGGCUAUUGUACCGAAACUUGUCGGUCAGACACAAUACUUCGUAAAUGCGAAAAUUUCAUGGGAACCAGUCAACACAUCAUACAAUGACAUAAUAGCUAAGAUGAUCGGCAUACACCAACACGUCCUUCACAUAAUCGACGGUCAUACAUUCUCUGGUAAAUCGUCCAUUCUACUAGUCAGCGUACUCGAACUAUUGUCGCGUGUGGAAGUAAUUGGGCAGUCGGAGGAUAUACGGGUACUGCAUGCACAUUUCUUUACGAUGAUCAAUUUUGAUAGCGAGAAAAUUCGUAAUCUUGCUGCCAAGUCACUGGCAAGAUUUCAUGAAUUUUAUGAAAUUCAACCCAUAGUCGAACAAUUACUACCUCAGCUGUUCGAAUCGGCUAACGAAAAUAGCAAGCAUGGCAUUGUCAUAAGCGUGUUGUAUUUGCUGCAGAAAUAUGAGAGCGAUGUCAGAUUUACGGGUAAGGCAUCCCUGUCGACUGAUUUGUUUAGCCAUACAAGAACGCUCGUUUCGAGUCAUUUCCGACGGCCGAUUCCUACCAGCUACUACGUACGAUGCUAUUUAUUAACUUUGCUUUUAUUUAUCGGAUUUGAUAUUUUUGAUGCAAUUGUUUCGAAAAUGAUUUUCGAAUGUGAAACGGUUAGACGGCGAGAGGAUGUAGAAAAACAUUUGAUGCACUUGGAUGCACAAUGUGAGUACAGUCAGUUCGGUUUCGAUCUCUGGAAACAAAAGAUUCAAAAUGUUUAUUUGGAUUGUGAAUUGCGGGAGGAAUGGGAAAUUUGAUUGGAACAGUAUUUGACAAUAAAAAUGCAUG